AUGGCUGCCCCAGCGUCCGCCUACAAGGACCGGCAAUUUCUCGCCGUGAUUGGCGACGAAGACUCAGUAACAGGUCUACUACUUGCCGGUGUCGGCCAUGUUACCAGCCCUCCAGACUCCCAGAAGAAUUUCCUCGUAUGCGAUAACAAAACGGAGAAGACUGCGAUUGAACAAGCCUUCAAUCGAUUCACGAAAGAACGCAAAGACGUCGGAAUUGUGCUGAUAAAUCAACAUUUGGCGGAACAAAUACGAGAUACCGUGGAGAAAUUCCAAGAUCCUUUCCCAGCAGUUCUCGAAAUACCCAGCAAGGACCAUCCAUACGACCCAGAGAAGGACAGUGUUCUGCGGAGAGUGAGGAGGUUAUUCGGCGAGUGA
This is a messenger RNA of Exophiala viscosa, 375 nucleotides long. Its product is annotated as V-type proton ATPase subunit F. The record is from RefSeq and is a predicted model, not a curated record. The transcript has 4 exons. Bases 1 to 375 code for a protein of 124 amino acids. Gene Ontology annotation, molecular function: proton-transporting ATPase activity, rotational mechanism. Gene Ontology annotation, biological process: proton transmembrane transport. Lineage: Eukaryota; Fungi; Ascomycota; Eurotiomycetes; Chaetothyriales; Herpotrichiellaceae. Gene Ontology annotation, cellular component: fungal-type vacuole membrane; proton-transporting V-type ATPase, V1 domain.